UGAUGGGCCGAACGUUAACUCUAAGGCGGUAAGACCCGGGUCGUUAGACAUUUAUAUUUCGUCUCUAGCUUACGCACAAAAUGUAUUUAAUGCUAUUCUUACUCUUAAACCCUAAACCCUUUGCCCUGGCAGGAAGAACACAAGUCACCUACUACAAUCCAUCGAGUCUUGUCCACUUUUUAUGCUCUUUUGAUUCCCACAACAAUCGAGAAGUUGCAUAUUUACCCGAUAGGAGAAGUUUGAGUUCAGUUUGUAAGCAGGUAGAAGCAUAAAUGGCGAUUGAUGGGAGUUUUAGUGUUGAAUAUGAGUUGCAAAGGUUUCUUCUUCGGUGUCCCAAGCUUGCGGCUGCUCCCCAAUUAGAUAACUUAGUCAAGAAGGGGAAAAUUUUAACAGAGGAAGAGUUGGUUGAUGGAGUAGCUGAGUUACUUUUACAUCCUCGAUAUACAAUUCCAUUAGUGGGAUGCUUUCGUCCAAUUGCACGUAAGAUAGUUGAUCGGGUUGUGGCUUUACUACAUUUGGUGCCUGAUUUGACAUCAAAUUCCCAUGAUUCAAUGAUUGAGUUCGAUGAUGGAAGAUUAUUUAAGGAUGCUGAAAGUUCAGAUUAUGAACGAGAUAUUUCUGUUAUUAAUUUGUAUGUCAAAUAUGGGAGAGGUCUGGGACUUCACGAGCUUUCCUGUUUGGCAUUUUCACGAACACUUGAUAUGCUACCUUAUCUUUCUGGGUCUGUAAGGGAUUACUUUAAGUUUGCACCUCCCCCAUUCAAAAGGAUAAUGGAAAAGGAAUCAAUGGCCCAGUCAUUAGUGCAGCCAGGAACACAUCUAUUAGAUGCUGUGCGAGUAUCAUAUCGUCUCCUUUUAGCAGAGCCUGAGGUUUUUGCUAAGCUAUGGGAUUGGUCAUGUUAUAUGGACCUUGUACAUGAAAUCACUGGUUUUAAUGGAGAAAAUACAGAGCUUUUGAUGGACAUAAGAUGGUGUGCAGUGCAAACAUUAACAAUGGUUUUGAAGAUGAGUGACAAGUUUAUUAGAAAAAGUAAGACGAGUGACAUGGCAACUUCAGAGUUUGGGUUCGAUGAUGAAAAAGCAUAUGGGUGUUUAUUAAGGUGGAAGGAAUUUCUUCAGGACGUAUCUUUAGAGAAGGCUAAUUGGUAUCUUGAACCAUUUAGGGAAAACACAAGUGUAGGGCAACCAAAUUGGAGCAAUAUGGAGGCAAAAUGGGAUACGCUUAAAACUGGAAGUCCUUUUGUUUUAACAUCUGCUGUGAAGAAAAGUUUUGAGAUGGUAUUGUUGGCAGUGAGUCAGAGGUGGCCUGUUCUUCUUUAUGGUCCAGCUGGCGCAGGCAAAACUGCUCUCAUUAGCAGGUUAGCCCAGGGUCAUGGGAGUCAAGUUCUUUCUAUUCACAUGGAUGAGCAAAUUGAUGGAAAAACACUAAUCGGGAGUUAUGUAUGUGCUGAACAACCUGGUGAAUUUAGGUGGCAGCCUGGUUCCCUUACUCAGGCUAUCAUAAAUGGACUUUGGGUUGUUUUUGAGGACAUUGAUAAAGCUCCUGCAGAUGUACAAUCCAUCUUGUUACCUUUGCUAGAGGGUGCUACUUCAUUCUUAACAGGCCAUGGGGAGGCAAUAAGGGUUAGUGAAAGCUUUAGGCUUUUUUCUACAGUAUCGAGCUCAAGAUUAGAUGCCUCAUCUAUGACAACAGGUAGGAACUCCCUUGGUGCACUAUGGAGGAGAGUAAUGAUUGGUUCAUCAAGUAGUAGUGACUUAGAAAGUAUUUUGAAAGCCUGGUACCCAGAUUUGGAAUCUCUUUGUGGAAAACUUAUAGAAACCUUUGAAAAGGUUAAUCAUCUCACAGGCUUUCAACUAGGAACUUCUGUUACUCUCUCAUCUGCUGGCAGGUUUUCACUGAGGGAUCUUUUGAAGUGGUGCAAGAGAAUUGCAGGGUUGGGUUUUCAUUUUAUGGGUGAAAGGCUGUCAGGUCAUGUGGCCAAGUGCAUCUAUCAAGAGGCUGUUGAUGUUUUUGCAACUUCUUCAAGCUCAGUGGAAACACGAAUGAGAAUUAUGAGAGAGUUGGCAGAGAUUUGGGGAAUACCAAUUUCAGAUGCUGAGACUUUGUUUCCUGUUGAUAAGCCUGUUGUUCAGGACUUGAGGUCUGAUAUACGUAUUGGCCGAGUAACUCUUCAACGCACACGUAUACCUACAUCUUCUGUGAACAAAUCAUUCGUUGAGAUUCGUACUUCAUUGCAUAUCCUUGAAAGAAUAGCUGGAUCUGUUAAGUAUAAUGAGCCUGUUCUUUUGGUUGGUGAAACUGGUACUGGAAAGACAACUUUAGUACAGAAUCUAGCUGCAAGACUUGGUCAAAAACUUACAGUUUUGAAUUUGAGUCAGCAAAGUGAUGUUGCAGAUCUGUUGGGAGGUUUUAAACCUAUGAAUGCACAAUUUUUAUGCCUUCCGCUUUAUCAGGAGUUUGAAAGUCUUUUUAGAAGUACCUUCUCUUCAAAGGACAAUGAGAAUUUUCUUGCCAUACUAAGAAAAUCAGUCAGUGACAAGAAUUGGAACGUGUUAUUUAGUGGUUUACAAAAGGGUGUUCGUACAGUGGUCAAAAUUGGAAAGCAGAAGCCUGGUGUAAAAAGGAAAAGACCUUUAGGGGAAAACCUAAUAAAAUCAUGGGAAAAAUUCUCUUUAAAACUUGAAGCAGCUCAGGGUCAGAUGAAUGCUUCAGAUGGGAUGGUUUUUUCAUUUGUAGAGGGAGUUUUUAUCACAGCUUUGAAAAAUGGUGACUGGAUAUUACUAGAUGAGAUCAAUUUAGCCCCUCCAGAGACUCUUCAGAGAGUAAUUGGUGUUCUUGAAGAUGAAGGUGGGUCCCUUUGUUUAGCUGAAAGAGGAGAUGUUGAUUAUAUAUCUAGACACCCGAAUUUCCGUAUAUUUGCUUGUAUGAAUCCCGCAACUGAUGCUGGAAAAAGAGAUCUUCCAUUGUUUUUAAGAAACCGGUUUACAGAGUAUUUUAUGGAUGAUGUGUUGGAAGAUGAGGAUUUGAAACUGUUCAUCAAUCGGUUCAUGGAAGCAGACAAUUCAGUCAAAGAUAUCACUACCAAAAUCUUGAAAUUUUAUAAAAUAGCAAAAAAGGAAUCUGAAGAGAGGCUACAAGAUGGGGCGAAUCAAAAACCGCAAUACAGUUUAAGGUCUCUUUAUCGUGCAAUGGAAUAUACAAAGAAGGCAAGGCGAGCUUUUGGAUUUUUAAAAGCUAUUUAUGAUGGUUUUUCAAUGUUCUUUCUUACAAUGUUAGAUCCUCCAAGUGCCAACUUAAUGAAGAAGUUAAUUACAGGAUACCUUUUAGAUGGAAAAGACCCUACACAUGUGUCAUUCGAUAGGUACAUUGUGGUUGGGAAAAACACCAAAAAUGAAGAGUUUUUAGAGAAUUAUGUUUUGACAAAAAGUGUGAGAGAUCAACUUAGCAACUUGGCACGUGCUAUUUUUAUAGGAAGGUAUCCGGUUCUUUUACAGGGGCCCACAUCUAGUGGAAAAACUAGCCUUGUUCAGUAUCUUGCUGCAAUCACCGGGCAUGAAUUUGUUCGAAUUAACAACCAUGAACACACUGAUUUACAGGAGUAUUUGGGUUCUUAUAUAACUGAUGCAAGUGGGAAACUUGUUUUCCAAGAAGGGGUGUUGGUUAAAGCGGUUAGAAAUGGUCAUUGGAUAGUUCUUGAUGAACUUAAUCUCGCCCCUUCUGAUGUUCUAGAAGCAUUAAAUCGGUUGCUUGAUGAUAAUCGUGAACUUUAUGUUCCUGAAUUAUGUGAAACUAUUCAUGCACAUCCAGAUUUUAUGCUUUUUGCCACUCAGAAUCCACCGACUUUUUAUGGUGGACGAAAGAUGCUUUCUAGAGCUUUCCGGAAUCGGUUUGUUGAAAUCCAUGUUGAUGAAAUCCCGCAAGAUGAAUUGAGUACAAUUUUGGAAAACCGUUGCAAAAUUCCGGGUAGUUAUGCGAAGAAAAUGAUUGAAGUCAUGAUAGAUCUGCAAAAACAUAGACAAAGUAGUAAAGUUUUUGCGGGAAAACACGGGUAUAUUACCCCGCGUGAUUUGUUUCGGUGGGCUGAUCGGUUUAGGAUGUUUGGGAAAUCCUAUGAAGAUUUAGGGCGCGACGGUUAUUAUCUGUUGGCUGAAAGACUGCGUAAUGAUGUGGACAAGGAAGUUGUUCUAGAAGUUUUGAAGAAUAAGCUGAGGAUUAAGCUUUGUAGAAGUGUAAUGUACAAGGAGGAUGAAUCUCUCAACUUGCAAAAUUCGGUGGCUACUCCCCGUGAUCUUGGAAGGGUUGUGUGGACUGAUAGUAUGUGGAGGUUGUACUUUCUUGUUGAGCGGUGUUAUAGGUUACGUGAACCGGUGCUUCUGGUUGGAGAAACUGGUGGUGGGAAGACAACAGUAUGCCAGCUGUUAAGUAUUGCCUUGGGGUCCAAGUUACACAUAUUGAAUUGCCAUCAAUACACAGAAACUUCUGAUUUUCUUGGGGGAUUUUAUCCUGUUCGAGAAAGAUCAGAAAUAUCUUUGGACUACAAAAAUUUGUGUGAGGAAUUGCAGGCUUCAAAAGCUUUUAAGCACUUCCCUCAUGAUGCUACGAUUUCAUUGGACAUUAAUCAAGCUUCAACAACACUUGAGCAAGUGACUAAGAUGAUAAAAUAUUACAGGGAAGCUCAAGUCCAUCAUGCUGAUGUCACCCAAAAUGAAGUUGAUACUUUUGAAGAAAUUAGGAAUCGCUUAUCUUUACUUCAUCAGAAGUGGGGCACAAUCUUCACUUGGCAAGAUGGUCCUCUUGUUGAAGCAAUGAAGAAUGGUGACAUGUUUCUUGUGGAUGAAAUUUCAUUGGCAGAUGAUAGUGUUCUUGAAAGAUUGAACAGUGUCUUGGAGCCUGAAAGGAAACUGUCUUUGGCUGAGAAAGGUGGAUCUGAUCUUGAGAAGAUUAUAGCACACCCAAAGUUUUUCAUACUCGCAACAAUGAAUCCUGGGGGCGAUUAUGGUAAAAAGGAAUUAUCCCCUGCACUUCGGAACAGGUUUACUGAGAUAUGGGUCCCACCUGUGACUGAGAUGAAUGAGCUCAAAUGCAUAGCAUUAGAAAAGAUCUCAAAUCCUGAAAUCUCUUUCGUGGUGGAUGUUAUGAUAAGUUUCUGGGAGUGGUUCAAUCAGUUACAAACUGGAAGAACCCUUACAGUGAGAGAUCUCUUGUCUUGGAUAGAUUUUAUUAAUGUGACUGAUGGAAGUUUAAGUCCGGAAGUUUCCAUGUUGCAUGGUGCUUUUCUUAUUUUGCUUGAUGGAUUAAGCUUAGGUACAGGAAUUUCGAAGAAGGAGGCUGAAGACUUGAGGGAAAGAUGCUUGUCAUUUCUUAUGGAGCAAUUAAAGGAGAGCAAACUGAGAUUGAAUAAGGUAAGUGUUUUGACGGAUGAAAACUAUGGUUGGUCUGAUCUUCUGAAAUCUGGUGAGGCACUGUCUAGUAAUGGCAUGGAAAUCGACACUCAUUUUGGAAUUCAUCCAUUCUACAUUGAAAAAGGUGACAACCAUUUAGAGACUAAAGGAUUUGACUUUCUGGCACCAACCACCCGCAGAAAUUCCUUGCGUGUACUCCGUGCUAUGCAGCUUAAAAAGCCUGUUUUGUUGGAAGGAAGUCCAGGUGUUGGAAAGACAAGUUUAGUCCUUGCUCUUGGAAAAUUCUCUGGACAUUCUGUUGUUCGGAUUAACUUAUCAGAACAGACUGACAUGAUGGAUCUACUGGGAUCUGACUUACCUGUUGAAAGCGAUGAAGGAAUGCAGUUUGCUUGGUCUGAUGGCAUCCUGUUGCAGGCUUUGAAGAAUGGAUCUUGGGUUUUGCUGGAUGAACUCAAUCUCGCUCCUCAAUCUGUUCUAGAGGGUUUGAAUGCCAUUUUAGAUCAUCGAGCAGAAGUUUUUAUACCUGAGCUUGGUCAUACUUUCAAGUGCCCUUCAUCUUUCAGAGUUUUUGCAUGUCAAAACCCUACCAGUCAAGGGGGUGGGAGGAAAGGCCUUCCUAAAUCUUUUCUCAAUCGCUUUACAAAAGUAUAUGUUGAUGAAUUGGUAGAAGAAGAUCAUAAGUACAUCUGUGGGACUUUACACCCAUCUGUCCCAGAGGAUUUGCUUUCAAAUCUGAUUAAGUUCAACAAGCGUUUGCAUGAGGACACAAUGGUAAAUCAUAAAUUUGGACAAGAUGGAUCCCCAUGGGAGUUCAAUCUUCGAGAUAUUAUUCGUUCAUGUCAGAUCAUAGAAGAGGCUCCUGAAGGCUCAAAAUCCGAUUGCUUUCUCAACACUGUAUAUAUCCAAAGAAUGCGUUCAUCCACAGAUCGUCAACAAGUCAUUCAGAUAUAUGAACAGAUUUUUAAGGCAAAACCUGUCAUAAAUUUAUACCCGAGGGUUCAGGUUACUCCUGAGAAUUUGAUAGUUGGAAACACACAUGUCAAAAGGACUAAUAUGCAAUCAUCAACAGUAUCUUCUUGUGACCUAAAAAUCCUGCCAGGUGUCCGACAAAGCUUGGAAACCAUGGCACAAUGUUUGCACCAUCAAUGGUUGGUCUUGCUGAUUGGUCCAGCUGGAUCUGGUAAAACUUCUUUGAUAAGGUUAAUGUCACAUCUCACUGGAAACAUCCUACAUGAACUUAACCUUUCUUCUUCUACUGAUAUAUCUGAGUUACUCGGAUGCUUUGAACAAUACAAUGCUAUUCGCCAUUAUCGCCUUGUUAUUGAACAUGUUGAGCGUUACAUAAAGGCAUACAGUUGUCGCCAGUUUGAAAAGUCAACCCAAGAGUUUACAAAACAGAAGGAUUUGAUUGGGCGAUGGCUUGCAUUCUCAUCAAGUUUAGAUAACAGUUCUGUGAGUUUUGUUACCAAUGAAAAUUGGAGUAGGGGAGUCUUCCGUUCUCUUCCAUUGUUGGUUGAUAUCAUUGAGAAUCUACUACUGGAUUUGGAAAACGAUAGUGAACAUCUGAAUAGAUUGUUGAAGACUGUUAAGAAGUUGCAGGAUGAUCAAAGGAAGAUGCUGUAUCCUGCAAAGUUUGAAUGGGUGACUGGAUUGCUAAUUAAGGCUAUAGAGAAUGGAGAGUGGAUUGUUCUAGAGAAUGCAAAUCUUUGCAACCCUACGGUUCUUGAUAGAAUCAACUCUCUGGUUGAGCAAUCCGGAUCGAUAACAGUUAAUGAAUGUGGUACCAUAGAAGGAAAACCAAUGGUUCUUCAUCCUCACCCUCAAUUUCGGAUGUUCCUCACUGUAAACCCUACAUAUGGUGAAGUAUCAAGAGCAAUGCGAAAUAGAGGUGUUGAAAUUUACAUGAUGCAGCCUUAUGGUGAGAAUGAGCUCAUAGAUGUGAAGAGAUUUCUAGCCCUUUCAGACAUACCUGGUGAACAUUUAGUCAAUGCAAUGGCUAAAGCACAUCUUUCUGCUAAAAGAGACGGGUUGAAACAUAAUGUUAGCAUUUCAAACCUUGAGCUUAUGCGGUGGAUACAGUUAUUUCAACGGCUUGUUACAAAUGGAAAUCAGGCAAUGUGGAGUUUGAAAAUUAGCUUUGAGCAUACUUAUCUUUCUUCUUUGGGAGAAAUUGAAGGGAAAGAUAUUAUUAAUGAAGCAAUUGGUUCUUACUUGUCAACACCCGAACUUCACAAUUGCAGUUCUCUAUGCUUACCUGGCGGGUGGCCCACAACCUUGAAUGUAUGUGAUUUUGUAUGGUACUCAAGAGAAACAUCUGUAAAACAAAAUUGUAUGUAUCUGGAGUAUCUUGGUGCUCAAAUGGCCUCACAUUCAUUUCGGGCUUCUUUGGGUCGAAUGGAUAAUGUUCAAUGUCCAAGUGAUUCCAUGAGGGGAUACUUGGUGGAUUUAGAGACAUUGCAUGCCAUGACAUUUCCAAAAGCUGAUGUGGCAGGGUUGGACAAAGUUAACCAAACAAGAUUCGAUUUUGCAUUCACGAACAAAAGGCUUUUGUUUGCAGCAAACUGGACCAUGGAACAGGCUACUGAAAGUGACCUUAAGUUGUAUCUUCUAUGGUUCGGGUGGUUAGGUGAUCAUUUAAACAGACAUUGUUCAUUCUUUUCUUCUUUCCGGAAACUUCUGGAAAAAGAAUUGGAUCAUUCUAUUUGGAACUACAUUAGAACAUCUCAUGGAUCACAAUCAUCACCAAUGCUUUCACUGGAUUUUGGAACAUCAACUCCAUCAGAAUCAGAGUCUAUUAGCCGAAAUCUUUCUAAUGCAGUGAAGUGUGUUGGGUUGUUGAGGGUUAGUUAUCAACAGUGGCAUAAUGAGAGUGAGUUUAAGUAUAGUGAACAAACUCGGUGUUUCAUUCCUGUCUUGCAAUCUUUAAAAAGGCUUGAAGAAAGAAUCCUUGAUAUGCUUGUUGAGUCUCCUUUCUUUGAUGUGCUUUUUGUACUUUAUAAAGAGCUCAUUAAUGAUCACUUAUCUGCUUGGAAUGGGUUAGUUUCGUCUCAGUAUGAUUGCAUGUUAAUUUCAUGGAGGUCUUUGGUGAAAGAUGCUAAAAAGCUGAAGGAGUUUUGUGCAAACGAAGUGGAAAAUUUUCAGAAUGAAAUGAAGAAUUUGGAAAGAGUUCUUUCUUGGGCUUUGAGCUCACAGAGGUCAUUACUGUGGGCAUAUGGUGGUCAUCCGUCUUCACCUUCAUCUGUUGAGAUAUAUAGAAAGCAACAGCAGCUUGUCAAUCUUUGUCAUUCAAUUUGGACAAAAAACAUCAACUUGCAGGAAUUAGACCAUAAAGGCUAUAUUGAGGCUGCUGUUGCUACCAAUCCUGAACUACGCUUUCUUGCCAUGCAAGGUGUUUGCAUGUCUGCAUUUAUCAUGAGCAAAGUAGAUGAAGACGACCAUGAUGUUUUAACUCAGUUGGAGGAGAUGUAUCAGGUGCUUUCGAGUAAGUUCCAUUACGAAAAGGACAAGAUGGAAAGAAAUGCUGGGACCAAUGACAUAGCUUCUCUUUUUGGUGCUCUAUCUAGUUGUUGCACAAUGAACCCUGACAUGUUAUGCCUACCUUCUGGUUUCAACUGUUGGCUUGAUACUCUGCCUUUAAAUGACAACAAUAGUUUUGGUCUUGAUAUGAGGCUUCUUCAAGAGCUUUCCAAUAUCAUCACUCUUGAUGGGAAGGAACUGGAAUCCGGUUUGUCACGUUUACGUUGGCUUCUAGAAUCUACCUUGAAGUUUUCACUAAACUCUUCUUCAAGGCCUCCAACCGAUUUCUCUCCUUAUCAAAAAAUCUCAUGGGUUCUUGAAGCUUGGACCUCUGUCAAUAAUGCACAUGCAAGCAUUUCUAGUACUGUUCUUGAAAUGUGGUUUAAUUGGCACACAUCUUUGUGGAAGCAUCACUCGAAUCGUGAGAAGAAAAAUUCAAGCCAACAUGGGAAUGCAGAUCUGGUACCUGAUAUGCUUUUUGAGCCUGUGGCAACACUGGCUCUAGACAAGAUUCUGGGGAAUCCAAUUGGCAUCAAGGGUCUUAAUGCACAUAGCUUGAAACUUGGAGUGGCUUCCUGUAAUCUUUGGCUAAGUUCUCCACAUGUUGCUGAUUCCCGUAGUUUCUUUCUGUCAUCUGCUAGAUCGCUCUUUCAGCAGAUAAUACUUGCUCACGAGAAGUCCUUUGAAGCUGAUAAAUAUUCUUUGAUCAAAUCUAUAUUCUUUUCAGCUCAGCAAGCAGAUGUGCGUGUGAUUAUAUCUCUUCUAGAAUCAUCAAACCACAAUGUUUUGAAGUCCUUAAUAAGUCCAUUUAUCAAGCCAUUGCUUCAUGCGCUAUAUGUCAAGAAUUCCACAGAUUCCUUGUUUGAUCUUGGGUGUGCUUGGCUACGUAUUGGGGGCUUACGUUAUCAUCUUCUACUAUGCUGUGAUGAUGUGGAUCCAGCUGUCAAGAAAAAUUUGAAAUAUUUUCAACUGACAGAGAGGAUUGCAUCACUUGAACUUGAUAUAGAAGUGCGUAAGGAGUGUGUCCAGCUGGCAGGAUGUUUCUCUUUAAGCGAGGCUGACAAGGACAAAACAGAAUUACUAAACGAUCUUAAAGCUGAAAGAACCAGACUCCAAAAACAGGUUGUAUUUCGAUCUGAUCCUAGGAAAUUUAAGAAGCUGAGAUCCGAAUGUGAUGAAUUUAUGAAAUUGGUUGCAACACCAUUUGAUCUUUUAAAGAACAUUGGGAAUUUGAGUAUGCAACGGGUUGCUGACCAAGUGCAUAAUUGGCAGGAAACUGCAACACGUUUUGUGGAUCGAUUAUCCAAUGAAUACUCGGAGUAUGUUGAUAUUGUUCAACCUGUUCAGAUUGCAAUAUAUGAGAUGAAAUUAGGCUUGUCAUUGGUUCUUUCAAACAGCCUACGUGAUCAGUUUUUGGAUAGAGUUGGCCAAAAAGAUAUUGAUGUUGUUUUGGGGGUGAUUUAUUCGUUUAUGAGGUUCCCUAGGGGCAUAUCGGGAAAAGUUGAUUCUUGUGUAGACAACAACAGUUUCCAUGCCAAACUUUCAUCCUUUGAUAAAGCCUUCCCUACUUACAUUGGGGAAGCUGACGUGGCCAUGGUGGAAACCUUGGUUACUUCUGCUAAAGACAAUAAUAGUGAUGAAGUGGCAUCUGCUUUGAAACUAAAAGCUUCAAUUCAUCAAAAUAUUCUUCAUCGCGUGGUGCAUUAUGUUGCCCAAGCCCAUUUUCUUGAUGAUGUAUCUUUUAAGCUCAUGGAUAGGAUGUUUGAUGAGUUUGCAAAUCUCUGGAUGAAAAUGAAGAUUCAAGUUAGAACCAAAGAAGAGCUUGAUUCAAAACAGUACAUAUUCAGACCUCGUGCUUUUGACAUUAAAAAUGUCAUUGAAAUGGACGUAUCUACCCUCGAAAGUUCGAUUGCCAAUGAAGCUUUCUCGGAGUGGCAGGAGUUGGCUUCAGAGGAAGCACCUGUUGAAAUUGAAAAGAAAAAUACUGAUGAAGAGGAUGAAAUGUUAGAGAAAGACUGGAGUCUACUGCUGGAAUCCGCAUUGAAUGACAUGAUCAACGUCUAUACUACAGUAUUUGGCUCGGCAGAUCUCCUUCAACCUGCUGGAUUAUUUCAAGUAGCUGAUUCUGAUAGGCUAGGCUCUUUCUCGGACUCGUAUGCCAUGGGUACAAGAGUAAUUAAAGAUAUGGAGGGCUUAUUAUGUUGGAAUUUGGACUCCAAGCUUAUUCCAGAACAUGUACUACGCCUUUCCUUGGAGCAUGAUCGGAAAUCAAUGUCAUCUCAUCUACCGAAAAAUUCUUACAAUUUCUACAAGGAUUCAAAUGCUUCCAUGUUGGCCAAGAUGGUGGAUCCAGUUAUGAAUCUUCAAAAUCGGAUUCGUCACCUUCUAAGCGAAUGGGAUGAUCAUCCUGCUCUUCAGAAAAUUGUGGAUGUGAUUGAUAUGAUCUUGUCUAUACCUAUGAACACCCCUCUUGCUAAGGCUUUGUCAGCCUUGCAGUUCUUACUUAACAGGGUCCGGAACCUUCAAGAAACUGUUUCAAAGUUUCCCCUUUCUGAUCAGUUAGAUCCGAUUAUUGGUCUUGUGUCCUCAUGGCAAAAAUUGGAGUUUGAAUCAUGGCCUGCUUUACUUGAUGAAGUUCAAGCUGGAUUUGAUACUAAUGCUGCCCAGUUAUGGUUUCCACUAUACUCGGUUCUUAGGCAAAGUCAGUCUACUGAUACUGAUGACUAUAGUCAGUCCACCAUUGCGAGCUUGGACGAUUUUAUUCGGACUUCCAGCAUUGGUGAAUUCAGAAAGCGUCUUCAACUUGUCUCUGCUUUCCAUGGCCACAUCAGCACUGGCAUUAGUCAGGGAUCAAAUUUGAGUCGUGGCCAUGAGGACAAUGUGAGGAUUUUGUACAAUACAUUCGGAUUCCACAUUCAGUUCCUACCUAUUAUUCUGGAGAGGUUAGCAGAUAACAGAAAGAGCAUUCAGGUGGAGUUGAAUGAACUCAUGAAGCUGUGUAAAUGGGAACGUAAUGAGUGGUUUAUGACAAUGGAAACAUCAAAACGGACACGUGAGAAAUUUAAGAAGUUGAUUCAGAAGUAUACUGAUGUUCUAAAGCAACCUGUGGUGCUUAUACUUACACAAGAAGCUGCUCGAAGUGGAAUAAAAACAAUAGCAGUUCAUACUUCUGCUUCAUUUAGUGAUUCUUUUGAGAAAUACAAGCAAGUUCUUGAAGUUUCUUGCAAUGAAACUCAGUUUAAAAACAAAAAGAGGUUCAUAUGGCCUUCCACUUGGAGAAAUAAAGUGGAUCUUGCAUUGGGAGAUAUACGUGUUGCAAAGGGUAUUAUAAACUCUGACUACCCAUGUGUGCCAUUGGAAGAAGCUCAAGGCAAUAUAGAUAUUGUGAGCAAGUUGAUAGGUUUAGAAUCAUUGAGUGGUGUUACUAAGGAAGAGUGGAGACAAGUGAGGCACACAUUUAAAAAGAUCAGCACAAAUCUUGUUUAUUGUGGGGAACUUUGGAAGGAUGAAAAAAAGAAGAGUUUAGGAAAGAGAAGGGCUCUCUCUGAACUACUAAAGAUGUUGGAUAGUUUUGGGUUGUCUAAGCAUAGAUCUACAUCCAUGGAGGAUAAAGCAUGGUCACUCCAACCAUCAUAUGUGAUUGAACAUUUGCUACUUAAUGAAAGUAGAUUGCCCUCUGGGGACCUUGAUGUCAAAGCUUUAGAGAAGGUCCAAAAGCUUCCCAUGGAUAAUAAUAAUAAUCUGGAAACAGACUGGAAAACACCAAAUGAAUACUUCUUCAAAAGCAUAUCUUCCCUAAACCAUCUUCGACAAGUCAGCGUAAACUUUCACAAAGAUUUUACAACUGAACAGGUUGGUAGGUCUAUUUCUUACCUCGAUCAUCUUGUUGAGAUACAAAAAUCUCAUAGAGCUGCUGCCUAUGACUUCUCCAAUGGCUUGGAUCGCUUAAAGAAGCAAAGUGUUCCACUACAGAAUCUUUCCUCAAGCUCAUAUUCUCACAAUCAGGACGUCGUUUCCAAAUGCAUGUGGCGACAAAAGCAACUGUUUGAUGCUAUGUGUGAUAUGUUAAACGAUGAAUGUUUGUUGCUAAAGAGUGUUGAAAACAACCAUCUAAACAAUUGCUCAAGUGUUGGAGUGGGUGCUGGGCGAAUUCGUCUUUUCCUAGAGAAAUUUGUUCCUGAGUUCAAGAAAUCAAAGGAAUUGUUGGAUGGUUAUCUUUUUGGUGAUUGUGGUGGUGUGUUAAGCACUGAAGUUGUACUUCAUCCUCAUGGCAUCACCAAGCAAAUGGAACAGUUUGUCCAACAAAAUCUUUUGUUAGUUAAGGAUUUUAAGGAGCAAUUACGCGCUAUUCGUAAGCAGGAUUUGACUUCAGGAUUAGCUAAAUAUGUUCUUCUUGACCAUUUUGAGGAGAUCUUUGCAAAGGGUAAACUGUUAGAUGAAUACUAUAAUUCUGCUAUGGAAGCAAGGGUUCACAUUCAAGAUGUCAAUGAUGUUUCGAAAGCUGAAGCUGAGUUCACCGAGUCCCUUAGGAAAACAUGCAAACAUAUUGUUGAUGGUUUUGAUCGAGUCAACUCGGUGAAUAACAAGCUUGAUUCUACGGAAGAUUACCUGGGAAAUAUCAAUACCUGGCAAACUUUGUUUGCUUCUAGAGUAGAGAAUCUCCAGUUGAACAGCAUACAUGAUGAAUUAGUGAAAACACUCGAGUUUGCUGGACGACUUAUGGACCUCUAUGGGAAUGGAGAGACAAAUGUAUGUAUUGUUGAGGCACAACUGAAGCAUCUGUAUUCACUAUUGGACCUAAUGAUAACCUUUGGCAAUGGUCUUCUUAAGGACUUUAUGGUGGCUAACAGAACUUUGUCUAUGGUUACUCAUGCUCUUGCGGAGAUUUUUGCUUCAUUAUACUCGCAAGGUUUUGGAGGCCCCACAGAAACCCAAGAGGAAGAAAAUGGUGGUGAUGAUACAAAAGAUACUACUGGAACUGGUAUGGGUGAGGGUGCUGGGAUUAAAGAUGUCAGUGAACAGAUAGAAGAUGAAGAUCAACUACUCGGAACCGAAAAGGGUGAAGAACAAGAUGCCUCGAAUGAUGAUCCAAGUAAAAAUGAUAAAGGCAUAGAAAUGGAACAGGAUUUCACAGCUGACACAUUCAGUGUUAGUGAGGAUUCAAGUGAUGAUGAGAAUGAUGAUGAAACCGAUGAGCCACAGCUGGAUUCUGCCAUGGGAGAGACUGGAGAUGACAGUGAAGUUGUUGAUGAGAAGCUUCGUGAUAAUAAAGAUGAUGAAGAUGUUGAAAAUGAAAAGAAGAAUGAGAAAUAUGAAACUGGACCUUCUGUAAAGGACAAUGAUGAGAGUGGAAGAGAGCUUAGAGCUAAGGAAGAUGAGGAAGAUGAUGUCAACAAUGGUGAUGAGCCUGGAGAAUUAGAUCCUGAGGAAUCUAACAAAAAGAAUGACGAAAAUGACGAUCUCGUCCCUGAUGAGACUGAUGAGGUUGAAGAUAUGAAUAUAGAUAAAGACGAAGCGUUUUCUGAACCUACAGGAUUAAAACCAGAUGAAACUAAUGUCAAUUCGGAUGAAGAUAUUGACAUGGAUCAACAAGAGGGAGAUGAUGAUCAGAAUGAAGAUGGUGAAACGGAAACGGUUGAUGAGUCAGCUGAGAUCAACAACGGUGAAGAUGAAAACACGAAUUCAGUUGAAGAAAAUGCUGACAUGGAGGCUGAAGAAGAAAACCAAGAAAAGAAUGGCGACGCUGACGUGGAUGAACAAAAGAAAGAUGCCAACAGUACACCUAUCACCACUGAUUUUGGCAAUGAAAUCCAACCAAACGCAGACUCUGCCACUCAGGCAAAUGGUGGGUCAAACGGGGCAUCCAUGGGAGAUGUUGCACCAGAAGCCACAUGGUCAAACAGCAAUGAUAUGCAAAGUGACAUGGCGCCUAUACGCGGUUUACCUAAUUCUUCAGAAAACGAAGUCACUGUAGCUGAUUCUUCAAAAGGCGGGAAACUUAAUGAUGAACAUAUAAGUCAACUACCAGAGGUUGACCCUUUGUCUAGUCAAAAAAGUCAACCGAACCCGUUUCGUAACAUUGGCGAUGCACUUGAUGGGUGGAAAGAAAGGGCAAAAGUGUCAAUUGACUUGGAGGAAAAGAAGGACGAAGCCAUGGAUGAUGAAAAUGGAGAAAUAGAUGCAGACGAAUACGGGUUUACUUCCGGGUUGGAAAAAGGAUCCGCUCAAGCUCUGGGACCCGCAACCGCAGACCAAAUCGAUAAAAACAUGGAUGGAAAAGAACCCAAUGAUGGAAAAAACACUGAUGGCGAGGUUACAGACAAGAAAGAUGAUUCUGAAAUGGAGAUUGAUGAAGAACAGCAUGUUGAAGCUCGACCCAUCAAGAAUCAUUUAAGCAUUGGGAAUAAUUUAAAUGAGAAAACACAAGUUGAAGAAACCGAGAUUCCAGAAGAAACCCUAGAAGUUGAUAGCAAUGGCGAACAUGAUGAAAGUAGGGAAACAGAGAGUUCCGUGGUUAUGAAAAGAUCUUAUAUGACUGAAGGCAUAAAUCAAUUAAGUAAACUUUCUGUUGGAGAUGAUGAUAUGGGAAUCGCACAUGACCUUAAAGAUGUUUCUCAUGAUAUGAAAGAUUCUGCUACUGCUUUAUGGAGAAAAUAUGAACUGCAGACAACAAGAUUGUCACAGGAGUUGGCUGAACAGUUGCGUUUGGUCAUGGAACCAACUCUUGCUAGCAAGCUUCAAGGGGAUUAUAAAACCGGAAAACGAAUCAACAUGAAAAAGGUGAUUCCAUACAUUGCGAGUCAUUAUAGGAAAGAUAAAAUAUGGUUGAGGCGAACACGACCUAACAAACGAAACUAUCAAGUCAUGAUUGCUGUGGAUGAUUCUCGCAGCAUGUCAGAGAACAACUGUGGGAAUGUUGCUAUUGAAGCUUUGGUCACUGUUUGUCGUGCAAUGUCUCAAUUGGAAGUUGGGAAUUUAGCAGUUGCAAGUUUUGGGAAAAAGGGAAAUAUUCAAUUGUUACACGACUUUGAUCACCCCUUCACUGGUGAAUCUGGAGUCAAGAUGCUUUCGAGUCUGACAUUCAAGCAAGAGAACACGAUAGAGGAUGAACCCAUGGCUGAUUUACUGAAAUACAUAAACAACACGUUGGAUUCUGCUGUAAUGAAUGCAAGAUUACCAUCUGGACAAAAUCCAUUAGAGCAGCUUGUUUUGAUCAUAGCUGAUGGCCUUUUCCAUGAGAAGGAGAAGCUCAAGCGUUGUGUUAGAGAUCUUUUGAGCAAAAAACGAAUGGUUGCUUUUCUCAUUUUGGAUAACAACCCAGCCGAAUCAAUAACACAAGUUCUGGAAGCUACAUUUGAAGAUGGGAAGUUGGAGACUGGUAAAUAUAUGGAUUCUUUCCCGUUCCCAUACUUUGUCAUCUUGAAGGAUAUCCAAACACUUCCAAGAACUCUUGCUGAUUUGUUAAGACAAUGGUUUGAGCUUAUGCAACAUUCAGGAGCUUAAUGUCUUUUGUUUGGUGGGCCCUUGCACGGAAAAACUACAAGUUUGUUUAUAGCAUGUGAAACUUAGAGAAAGAAAUGUAGGUGUGGUUUUUGAAAAUGGUGAGGGAAGGAAAACAUGCAGAAUUUAUGUCUUUUAGAAGAAGAUAAUUUGUUGUGUGUUCUAGCUUUUCCUCAUCUGAAAUUUUGUAUUCGUCUUACAUAUAUAUGAAAAAUACUGCAAGAGCUCCAUUCUUUCA
Messenger RNA from Lactuca sativa (garden lettuce), 16656 nucleotides. Its product is annotated as midasin-like protein. The record is from RefSeq and is a predicted model, not a curated record. Gene Ontology annotation, cellular component: preribosome, large subunit precursor; nucleus. NCBI's taxonomy places the organism in Eukaryota, Viridiplantae, Streptophyta, Magnoliopsida, Asterales, Asteraceae. Gene Ontology annotation, biological process: ribosomal large subunit export from nucleus; ribosomal large subunit assembly. Gene Ontology annotation, molecular function: ATP hydrolysis activity; ATP binding.